This is a messenger RNA of Rodentolepis nana, 324 nucleotides long. The record is from the annotation of a GenBank genome assembly. Lineage: Eukaryota; Metazoa; Platyhelminthes; Cestoda; Cyclophyllidea; Hymenolepididae.
ACUACGUACGUGACACGGUUACCAAGAAUCGAAGCCGUUGCUGAGUUUAGACUACCAUGGCCAAGAAUGGAAUCUGUUGCUGAGUUUAGACUACGUAAUGGCCAAGAAUCGAAGCCGUUGCUGAGUUUAGGAGUGGCACUCUACCACAUAGCCGAAUGGCCAAGAAUCGAAGCCGUUGCUGAGUUUAGACUUUGGCCAAGAAUCGAAGCCGUUGCUGAGAGGAAACGGAGAAGACCCACCAUAUGUAACCUACAUGAGGAAAUGGAGAAGACCCAUCUGAUCUGUAACCUACAGGAGGAAAUGGAGAAGACCCACCUGAUGUGA